GGACGACGGUGCAGUUGUCCUUCGCGAUGGCCGGGUGUUACAGCAGCGAUGUGCUCUCAUGGCAGGGCUUAGUGGAGAUCUCUUGGGUCACGCAGUUGCCAGCUAUGGCUUUUGGCGGCUUCAUGGGCCUCUCAUUCCUACUGUUGUUUUGCCUCUGCUGCAGUUCCCCUCCACCGCUGCCCUUGCUGGAACUGGCGCGGGGCGAAUCUUCGCAGAGACCGCCUAAGAGGAGGAAAGUUCUUGGGGGUUGGUCUGCCUGGGUGAUUCACAGGUGCACGAUGUACAUCCGCUGCUACAAAGCGUCCCUUUGCGAGCGCUCGUUGCUGGUGGUUCAGGAGGGCAAUUUGUCAAAACGACAGACCUGGGCUGACGCGCGCGAAGAGGCGGCCAUGGUGGCCAACCUUCGCACCCAGACGGUCUACAUUUUAGAGUCCUUUGGCAACCCAAGCAGUAGCAUCAUGGCACGCUUUCGAAUGUUGUGGCCUGCGCUCCAACCCUGGCGGGAGGUCACCUUCUUCUGCAUCUAUUCCACCCGCCUGGAGAGGGCCGCGCGGUUGCUCUUCCGCCUCUCCUUGGCCUCCGCGCUGGCCGUGGUCUUUCGGCAGCUGCUCUUCGGCGCCUUCAAGCGCCACGGCCACGAGGUGUGCGCCCUGCGACCCGAGAAUUUGGCCGAGGCACCACCUGUCGCGGCCAUGUGUUGCUUCGUGGCACGCUUGGCGUGGACGCCGCUGCAUGCGGACUUCAUGCAGCAGUACAGAUGUCGAUGUUUGCGCUGGGUGGCAGUGACUCAAGGUCUCUUGUCAUCCUCCGUCAUCGUGGUGUUGUUCUUGUCCAACACAUCCGAUGCAGACGGAAUUUGGUGGAUGUUUUGCUUCAUCACCAUCAUCGUCCUGGACCUGGGCGUUCUGCCCUUCCUCAGCACCGUGUUUUGGGUGCUGCUGUCCAGCAUGGCGUUGAUCUGUAACUAUGGCGCAGUCAAGGCCCUACGGGAGCAGCUGCCCAGCGAGGACCAGAAAAAGAUGCCGCCGGUCCCAGCGUCGGAGAGCAAGGCGGAGAAGGCUCGGGUGACCAUCAACUCCGAACCUUCCGUGGUGGAGGAGCCAAAGUCGUUGCUCUUUCGAAACAGCAGCAAGGAGCACAGCAAGGCACAGGUGGGCCAAGUUCUCUCGGUGCUGCCCGGCGCCACACCCGAGGAGGAGACAACCCAGCAUCGCGAUGCCUUGUCAAUGCUCCAGCACUGGAAACAGUGAGACACGGCUUGUUGAAUUCAGAAUUUGGAGACAGCUGGUAAUAGGUGUAUCUGAUAUAUCUCCAGUG
Molecule: messenger RNA, 1317 nt
Organism: Cladocopium goreaui
Lineage: Eukaryota; Dinophyceae; Suessiales; Symbiodiniaceae
Source: the annotation of a GenBank genome assembly